AUGUGGAAAGAGCUUCAGUCGGAGAGACUCUCUCUUUUCCCAUCAAAAGAACUCAUACAGGGAGAAACCCUAUCAGUGUGUGGAAUGUGGAAAGAGCUUCAGUCGGAGAGACUCUCUCUUUCCCAUCAAAGAACUCAUACAGGGGAGAAACCCUAUCAGUGUGUGGAAUGUGGAAAGAGCUUCAGUCAGAGCUCCCAGCUCACUAAACACCAGAGAAUUCAUACAGGCGAGAAACCCUAUGAGUGCAUGGAAUGUGGAAAGAGCUUCAGUCAUAGUGGAUCUCUCAACUCCCACCAAAGAAUUCAUACAGGGGAGAAACCCUAUCAGUGUGUGGAAUGUGGAAAGAGCUUCAGUCAUAGUGCAUCUCUCACUUCCCAUCACAGAAUUCAUACAGGGGAGAAACCAUAUCAAUGUGUGGAAUGUGGGAAGAACUUCACUGAUAGGUCCCAUCUCACUUCCCAUCAAAAAAUUCAUACAGGGGAGAAACCCUAUCAGUGUGUGGAAUGUGGAAAGAGCUUCAUUCACAGCCACAAUCUCACUUCCCAUCAGAAGAUUCAUACAGUAGAGAAACCCUAUCAGUGUGUGGAAUGUGGAAAGAGCUUCAGUAGGAGUUCCUCUCUCAAUUCCCAUCAAAGAAUUCAUACAGGGUACAAACCCUUUCAGUGCAUAGAAUGUGGAAAGACCUUCAGUCGGAACGACUAUCUCACUUCCCAUCAAAGAAUUCAUACAGGGGAGAAACCUUAUCAGUGUGUGGAAUGUGGAAAGAGCUUCCGUCAGAGCUCCGAUCUCACUUCCCAUCAAAAAAUUCAUACAGGGGAGAAACCCUAUCAGUGUGUGGAAUGUGGAAAGAGCUUCAGGAAGAGCUCAUCUCUCACUUCCCAUCACAAAAUUCAUACAGGGGAGAAACCCUAUCAGUGUGUGGAAUGUGGAAAGAGCUUCAGUCAUAAGAGUGAUCUCACUUCCCAUCACAGAAUUCAUACAGGAGAGAAACCCUAUCAGUGUGUGGAAUGUGGAAAGAGCUUCAGUCAGAGCUGUGAUCUCACUAAGCACCACAGAAUUCAUACAGGGGAGAAGCCAUAUCAAUGUGUGGAAUGUGGGAAGAACUUCACUGAUAGCUCCUCUCUCACUUCCCAUCAAAAAAUUCAUACAGGGGAGAAACCCUAUCAGUGUGUGGAAUGCGGAAAGAGCUUUAGUCGGAGCUACUCUCUCACUUCCCAUCAAAGAAUCCAUACAAAGGUUGGAAAAACCGGAGGUGGACUUCCGGAGGUGGCGCCAACGGUAAUGGCGGAUUCCCUCUGA
Molecule: messenger RNA, 1299 nt
Organism: Podarcis lilfordi (Lilford's wall lizard)
Lineage: Eukaryota; Metazoa; Chordata; Lepidosauria; Squamata; Lacertidae
Source: the annotation of a GenBank genome assembly